Messenger RNA from Lepus europaeus (European hare), 2860 nucleotides. It is a transcript of the gene DEPDC1B, whose product is annotated as DEP domain containing 1B. The coding region runs from base 51 to 1640 and encodes 529 amino acids. Lineage: Eukaryota; Metazoa; Chordata; Mammalia; Lagomorpha; Leporidae. The transcript has 11 exons. The record is from RefSeq and is a predicted model, not a curated record. Gene Ontology annotation, biological process: positive regulation of Wnt signaling pathway; intracellular signal transduction.
CUCGUGAAGAUCGGCGCUGGCGCGGCCGAGGCCGCAUCUGCGUGCGGGCCAUGGAGCACCGCAUUGUGGGGCCAGGGCCGUACCGGGCCACCAGACUGUGGAAUGAAACCGUGGAGCUGUUCCGCACCAGGAUGCCGGUCCGGAAGCAUCGCUGUCGCUUCAAGAGCUAUGAGCGUUGCUUCACAGCAGCCGAAGCUGUGGACUGGCUCCACGAGUUGCUGAGGUGCAGUCAGAACUUUGGCCCGGAAGUGACUCGGAAACAAACGGUGCAGCUGCUCAAAAAAUUUCUGAAGAAUCACGUCAUUGAAGACAUCAAGGGGAGAUGGGGCCAGGAAGACUUUGAAGACAAUCGGCACCUCUACAGGUUUCCUCCUUCCUCACCUCUGAAGCCAUAUCCAAAAAAGCCCUCAUCCCAAAAGGAUGUUAUUAAGUUCCCAGCGUGGAAUGAUCCCCCACCGGGCACUUCGCAGGAGAACAUCCCAGUGAGGCCGAUUGUGAUGAAUUCUGAGAUGUGGUACAAACGUCACAGCAUUGCUAUUGGAGAGGUGCCAGCUUGCCGACUCGUCCACCGCAGACAGCUGACUGAGGCCAAUGUGGAAGAGAUUUGGAAGUCUAUGACAUUAUCAUAUUUACAGAAAAUCCUUGGUCUGGAUUCUUUAGAAGAAGUUUUAGACAUCAAGCUUGUCAACGCUAAGUUCAUCAUCCAUAACGUGUACAGUGUCAGCAAGCAGGGAGUUGUUGUCCUCGAUGACAAGUCAAAAGAACUUCCUCACUGGGUACUGUCAGCUAUGAAGUGUUUGGCAAAUUGGCCCAACUGUUCCGAUUUGAAGCAGCCCAUGUACUUGGGUUUUGAAAAGGAUGUAUUUAAAACUAUAGCGGAUUACUACGGUCACUUGAAAGAGCCUUUGCUCACAUUUCAUCUGUUUGAUGCGUUUGUCAGCGUAUUAGGCUUGCUGCAGAGAGAGCAGCUGGCAGUUGAAGCGUUUCAGAUUUGCUGCCUCCUUCUGCCUCCUGAGAACAGGAGGAAGUUACAGCUGUUGAUGAGGAUGAUGGCCAGGAUCUGUCUCAACAAAGAGAUGCCACCCCUGUGUGACGGCUUUGGCACAAGAACGCUGAUGGUCCAGACAUUUUCCCGUUGCAUCUUGUGUUCCAAGGACGAAGUGGACCUGGAUGAGUUACUAGCCGCUAGGUUGGUAACUUUUCUAAUGGACAAUUACCAGGAGAUUCUGAAAGUCCCCUUGGCUUUGCAGACCUCUAUAGAGGAGCGUGUGGCUCAUCUACGAAGAGUGCAGAUAAAAUACCCAGGAGCUGAUAUGGAUAUCACUUUAUCUGCGCCAUCAUUUUGCCGUCAAAUUAGUCCAGAGGAAUUUGAAUACCAAAGGGCAUACGGCUCUCAGGAACCACUGGCAGCCUUGCUGGAGGAAGUCAUAAUGGAUGCCAAACUCUCCACCAAAGAGAAGAAGAAAAAGCUGAAGCAGUUUCAGAAAUCCUAUCCUGAAGUCUACCAAGAACGAUUUCCUACACCAGAAAGUGAAGCACUUCUGUUUCCUGAAAAAUCCAGACCCAAACCGCAGCUGCUAAUGUGGGCGCUGAAAAAGCCUUUCCAGCCGUUUCAAAGAACGAGAAGCUUCCGGAUGUGAUGCUUCUGUGGCAGCAGAGGCCCCUGACCACUGCUGUUUGGAGCGAAUGGGUGCUUUAGGGGGAGGACUGUGGUGGAGCACGAAAGGAAAAUACAGACUACUGAAGCAGAAAGAUUAUCUGACUUUUGAAAAAUUGAGCCGUUAUCAGUAUUUUUGUAAAAGUCAAUGCUGUUUUUAAAAUGUACAAAUCAAUUAAAAAAUGCGAGUCAAUAUGUAGGUGUAUAAUGAACAUGUUUGUAAUUGUUACAAAAUCUGGGUAUUUUCAUCUUUUUAUUUGUUGUUUUCCAUGGUGUUUUUAAAAGGAUUGUGUGUAUAUCCUGGUUACUUAUGUCUGUUGUCAACAAGUCUUAGACAUAGUGUAUAUUCUUGAAGAGGAAAGACACUGGGUACUGUUAUUGUGAUGCUAUCGACUUAAUAGCCAACUGUGAUUUCUCCUGUGUACCGUAUGGUUUUCAUUGUUAUACAGAAAAUUUCUGUGUCUUACAUUGUGAUGGUUCUGUUGGAUGCUAUUACAGAUUUUACUAAAAGCUGGUUCUUUUAGGAUAUAUCCAUGAGUUACUGUUUACCUGUAAGUGAAGUAGAUUUUUAUCUACCCAGGAUGGUAUAAUUUCACUCUUCACUAAAGAUGGAAGACUGAUUUGUAAAAAUUUUUUGAUCCUCAUAGUCUUGUGAUUUUAUAAGUCAAAUUUGGGUUGUUUUUGUAAAAAAAAAGAAAAAAGGAAAAAAGAGAUACAAAGGAGCUAAGUAAAAUGAAACUAUUUCUUUAUAAAUAUAGUUUUUCCAACUUCCUUAUCCCUUUGAAAGUAAAUGAAAUGGAAUGUAAAUAAAUGCAGGGGUUUUCGUGUUUGUUGCGUUUUUUGUUUUGUACCAUACUUAGUAGUUGCUUUUUGGGGUUCAUUUAGAACAGCUAGCAUUCUGUGCCAGUGUUCUUUAUCGGUCAUUUAUUUCUAUAAGAAGAUGACAGUUGAGAUUUGGGCACUUACAUUCUUAUGGAGAGGUCCUAACACUAGGGACCACGUAAGUGUGGACUUGAUGACUGAUCACAGUUUUCCAAAGUACACCAGUGUACACUUCUGGUAACAGUUCUCAGAGUCCCCUUGGCUCAACAUCCUCACCCAAACUGGCAAUUCUUAGCUUACAUUGUUUUCAGUGUGUGAUGUUAUAGUACCUGUUUACAGUUUACUUUCCAUUUCCAUGAUUAUUAAUAUGGCUGAACACUU